Messenger RNA from Malania oleifera, 2658 nucleotides. Its product is annotated as O-fucosyltransferase 23. Lineage: Eukaryota; Viridiplantae; Streptophyta; Magnoliopsida; Santalales; Ximeniaceae. The transcript has 2 exons. The record is from RefSeq and is a predicted model, not a curated record. Bases 918 to 2252 code for a protein of 444 amino acids. Gene Ontology annotation, biological process: pollen-pistil interaction.
AUGGACGAGAGAUAAAAAGGCACUUGUGUCAGAGAAACCAGUUAUAUUCCGUAAAGGCGCAGGGCAGUCCUGAGCACUCAACUCCCAUUGUCUUUUCUAAAUCGGACGCGGUAGGGGCAGCAACGACCCCCCGCCUGCAAAUUUCUGAUCUCCGACUGCCUUUUACUGUCGUCCUUUUUCCUCUGUCGCAGUUCGUUUUGAUUUGACACUUAUAGAGUAGAUAGAUUGUUCUCAGUUCUCUCUCUCUCUCUCUCUCUCUCUCUCUCUCUCUCUCUCUCUAUAUAUAUAUAUAUAUGUAGAUCUUUAUUUACUUUGCUUUCCCGAAUCUUCUUGAUUUUUUUCCAUGGUUGGUGUUUUGCUUUUGUUGAAUUUAAUCCUUUUUGGAUUCCUAUUCGUGCACGAUCGCCGUCUUGUCUGAUUUUCAAUACAGGUUCUUACAAACAUAAAGCCUGUUUUUCUGGAUUCGUUAUUGUCGUCUUGGAAUCGACUUUUGCUGGGAUACGAAUGUGGGUUUAAUGUCAUUUUUGUUGCUGAUUUUUGGAAUGUCUGUUUGAUUCUACGGCAAGUUGAGUUGAGAAAGAGGCAAGCUUUAAUGGUGUUUUUGAUCUUUUCCAUUAAUCAGGUUAGAUGGUUUUCUUUCAAGGACUUCUUAUUGGAGCUCUGGCUUGAAAUCGGCAUCGGGGAUUGAAUGGGUCUUGUUUCUUAAAUAUUUCCCCAAUAGAACUGAGGUGCAAAAUCGAUUUUCGGGUUUGACAUCUUUGGAUUAUAAUGGGUUCGUUCUGGUUCAUUCUGCGCUAUUUCUGGGGCAGAGGCCUGUUCUUUCGAAGUGGUAGAAUGAUCAAAUUACCGGUAAUAUGCGAGAUAUGGUUGGAUUGAAAAGAGCUUUUUGUUAAUGAGGGAGCGCUGACAGAAACCAAAUGGACCACCUCUUGAGCUGCAAGCAUUUAAGAUUGUUCCACUUGAAUUCUGCGGCAUGCAGAUGUCUUGCUUUGAUCGUUUCUGUCCUGGUUUUUAGAGCUGUUUUGCUGUCUUCAUUAAAAGAGUUUGGUGGGAUUGAAUUGAACAACUCUAUAUUGAUCCGUAACCGAUCUUUGCCAUUGAAUUCUGAAUUCGGAAUCCGGAAAGACAAGUUCUUGGAGGUUCCUCAAAUUGUUUGGGGAUUAAACAAUCAGAAAAUUGCAUUUGCAAGAGCUUGCCUAACUGCUAGAAUGCUGAACCGAACGCUUUUGAUGCCUCAGUUAAGUGCUUCACUAUUUUACAAAGAAAUUGACCUCCUGCAACCCAUUUCCUUUGAUAAGAUCUUCAAAUUUGAGAGGUUUAAUUCACUAUGCAAAGGGUUCGUCCAGUUGGGUCAUUACUCAGAUCUCUUAAAUCAAACGCAGGAAAUUCAACUUCAGAAGGGAAGUGGAAGGAAAUGGACAGCUGAAAGAGAUUUGGAUCAAUUGAGACAAUUUAGCAAUGACCCAUUUGAUGCAUUUGAGAUGAUUCGCAUAACUGGGAAGAAUCCAUUUUUGUGGCCUGAUCAUUGGCCAGUUAAAGAGUAUGCGAAAGUUUUUGAAUGCUUAGUUUUAGUGGACGAAAUAGCUAAGGAAGCUGAUAGAGUUGUCUCCAAGAUUAGAACAACAGGGAGAGAGUUGAAAAGAAAAUUUGAUUCUUCCCAAAGUCAUAUGGAAUUAGAUGGUUCUUCAACUCAGUCAGUUCCUUAUGCAGCUGUCCACUUGAGAAUAGAGAAAGACUGGAUGAUUCACUGUAAGAAGUUAGAGCAAAGGUCCAACAUAAACCAAAUCUGUAGCAGCAAGGAGGAGAUUAUGGAAAGAGUAGGAAACAUUGCGGGCUUGAAAACUCCAACUGUUGUUUACCUUGCAGUGGCUGACAGUCUUCUUGAAGAUGCUUCUAUAUUAAGUGGUUGGAAGGAAGGCUUGCUUCCUUUUGAGAAGAAAAAAUUGGGUGUUGAUGGAAUUUAUAAGAAGUAUCCAUAUCUAAUUCAGUCAGCUAUAGAUUAUGAGGUUUGCUUGAGGGCAGACGUCUUUGUUGGGAAUAGCUUUUCUACAUUUUCAAGCCUUAUAGUUCUCGAGAGAACUCUUAAAAUUAUCAGAAUGGGUGUCACUAAUACUUGUGGCAUGGAUUUACGGUGGGCUUCAUAUGCAUAUAAUAUAUUAGGGAAGUCAAAAGGCCCUCAGAGAUGGAUGACAAAUAUGUCUGAUUUGAGCCUUCAGGCUAUUAGCUAUGGUUCUAAGGAUAUCUCCUGUUGAAUGUUUCUAGCUGCUGUUUUUAGAUCAGAGAGAAUAUUUGUCUCCACUGUGUUCUUGAAAUAUAUUUGAUGUGUGCGGUGGAAAUGGGUUGGUAUAGUUUGGAGGAAUUUUUGGCCUAAAGAAUAUAAGUAAUAUAGAAUCUCAACACAGCAGUUUAAUACAAAUUAGGUACAUUUUAAUAUAUUAAAAUUUUUUUGAUUCAUUUUAUUUCUUGCUGAUUAUUUUUAUUUUCCCAUAUUCCAUAUUUUCAUAGAAGAGAUUCAUCUCAGUACCAUAUUCUUUGUAAGCUUCUCUUAAGAUUUUAUUUGGAAUUCUUCAAAUGAAGAAACCUUAUGUGAUGUGUAUUUUUAGGUAAAUGCAAUGCCCAUUUCAUUUUACCAUAUUACUUAUUGGAUUUUGGGUAAAA